AUGCGGCGUCGGGGUAAGUCAGUCCUUCAUUUCCAACUUCACAAGAGACUACCCAUCAUCCAAUCCAACGAUUCCUACGGCCAGACUCUCUCAGCGAUGUACGCAGAUGGCCUCUGUCGCAACUGCCUUGUUGUAUUAUUCGUCUGGGCUCGUGUAUCACCUCAUAUAGCAAUUCAUUCUGAUGCAUGGAACCAUCCAAAGCGCGGCCUCGACCACAGGCUACCGCUGCCCGACAACAUCCCCAAGGUCCCCUUUGGGCCCCCUAUCCCAACGGCCCCGACCUCGAUGACCCACCUAGUGUGUUGCCCAAACCCCGACGGAGGCCGUCCGUUCAUGGAGUGCCUGGACAAGCCGUGGUGGGUGAAGCACGCCCUCGUCGAGAAUCUGGCGAGGGCCAACGCGGCCCACGGCAUGCACUUCCAAGAGCUCGUGCAGGCCUGCUGGGCGCUGGACCAUGAUUUGCAUCGCAACCAGUUUUUGGCUGAUUCAUGCUGCAUCGCCGGCAUCAUCCUCGUCACCUUGGGCCUCGAUGAAAUGGUGAGCGUCACUCCCAAUUACUGCCUCAUCAUGCCUGCUACCAUCGAUGAAAAUACCGGAAGGCCCGUAGGCAUCGAAGUCAAGGACUGCAUGAAGGUCGGCAAGAAGAUCUACACCGCCGCCUGGGCCACGGAUCCCGACUUCUCGGCCCGCCGCUUCACAAUCGCCAUCUUCCACCACGUCGAGUUCGACCACUGGACCCUCGUCAUCUGGGACAACAACAACGACGAGCUGUACCACUACGACGCCCUGACCCGAGGCCACCGCCAGCGCGCCGAGAUCGCCGCCCGCGCCUGGGAGAGGCUCCUCGAUUCCGCCGGCUGCGGCCGCCCUUUCCUCUUCGUGUCCCCGAGCAGGUCCCGCAGAGCGGACCUUGCCCGCUGGCAGCCUGCCUUUAUCAAGAUGGGCGACAACGUCGAGGGUCUCGUUCAGCGCAGGAGCUCGCACAAGGUGGGUAGCUGGGGCGUCCGCGUGCUGGUGUACACGUUUUUCAGCCACCCGCUGAAUAUCCCACUUUGCAUCGAGAACCCGCUCAUGACGCCCGACCGCUGCCGCGACAUGUACGGCCGCAUCGAGGCCGGUCUGGUCCCGUGGCAGGGCAAUUUCUACAACUUCCUCGAGGAAGACUGUCGCCAGACCCUCGCCGCCGACGCUCGGGUCCUGCGAAACAUCACCGACGCCGCGGCCACGGUGCUGACGGCCGCGCUGCCCGACGGCACGAGGGCCAGCAGCGACGAACUCGUGCGCAGCGUUAUUUACAACCGCGACGUUAGCAAGGUGGACACGCUGCUGCCCGAGGGCUUCAAGGCUCUCCCUCGUACGUAUAACACCCCCGACAUGGAGAUUAUCGACCUCACCGACGAGGUGGAUUCGAGCACCCAGUCUUCGAGUCUCUACACCGAGUCCGUGACCACUGUGACUAGCUCGCAGGGGGAUGUGGUACUGACGAUCAGGUCUGGUCCGAACUGCAUCGACCCUGCUAUCCUUGGUGACCAGAGCGCGAUUAACGAUGCGGUGGCUGUCCCUUCCAAGAAGCGUGGUUUCUCGGACAUGGUGGAAUUUGUCGAGGAUGAGAAAGCGGGCUCAGUGCCUAACCGUCAACGUUCCGCGCCAGGUCCCUCUGGUGACGGCGUCGCUCCCAAGGGCGGCUCUUAUGUAGGUCAUCAGAAACGCUACGAUCUGAACACUAUCAACGAGGAAAAGGAAACAGACUCUUCAGAUGAGAACGAGCGGCAGCCGAUGCUUCGCUAUUUUGGGCAACGGAUCAGCAAGCCAUUUUUGAAGCGCAAGGAGGAUUCAAAGUCGGGGUGCUACGUCAUGUGA
This is a messenger RNA of Parascedosporium putredinis, 1860 nucleotides long. The record is from the annotation of a GenBank genome assembly. NCBI's taxonomy places the organism in Eukaryota, Fungi, Ascomycota, Sordariomycetes, Microascales, Microascaceae.